AGGCGCCCACUAUGGAGCAGAUACUUUAAGUAGCUAUGUAUAAAUACAUAUAAAGUGAAUAUCUUCAAAUUAUUGUUAAGUAUGUAGAUUACACUUUAAGGUGAAUCAUGUUCAAUGUAUUUUAUCUCGAACUAUGAGCUAGCUGACGGAUAUAUGUAUAUGUAUGUCGAAACAUUUGAUAAAAAUAUUAAUCUUAUCAGAUCUGAUGAUGUAGAUGCAUAAAAGAUACAUCUGGCACAGUUAUAGAGACCAACUGCAAAAAAGAAAAAGAUAUAUUAUUAUUAGAGAAAUAAUUAGUAGCACAAUCACAUAGUAUACAGUUGCACCUGCACAAUAAAUAUUGGAAAACAGCUGUUUGACCUACCUCGGAGCUGUUUAUAACAACUUUGUCCUAAAAUUACUAUUAAACAUAUUAUGGCUUCAAUUUUAUAACAAUGUAUAAUCACUAUUUUUCACAAUUAGAAUUGCAAACAUUAUUUCAUGUCGACUCAACAAUUUAUUUACAAAGUGAAUUUGAUCAAUGCGCACCACACGCUGAUACAAUGCGACUACAUAUUUCAAAUGGAAGCCAACACAUUUGAAAUAUGUGUGAAACAGUGACUGAUUAGCAAUGUUCAAGUGAAACAUACAGUAAAUCAUUUUGUUUGUAAACAUAAUGACUUCUUGAUCACUGAAGUAAAUAUUUUGCAACAAUAAAAAGAUGGUAAAUAAGAAAAUGAAACUAUUUAUAUGGUUCAGUCGGUCGAUAAGGUAGGAUACGCACACGAUCUAAAACAGUUUUAACUAUCGCAAGGAGACCGAAACUUGAGUCGAAAGUUAAACAGCUUGAUGAAGCUAAAGAAAGUAUAACAUAUGAAUAUCGUAUUCAUUCAACAACGUGGUACAACAUUAGUAUAAAAAAGUGGAUUUUCCUGAUGUGUGCUAUAGUUUGCAGUAGUUGUGAUGAGAUGAAGACUGUCCUUAUAUUGGUUGGGUUCAUUGCCCUGGUGAGGGGAGUAACCCUUCCACACGGACAUAUCAAAAUGAAGAACGUUGAAGAACCCUUUAUUGAGCGUCAGAAACAAAUUUUAGCCCUUUUUGAACAUUCAGAACAAUUAAACCUACACUCUGAGUACUAUGAACUGGGCAAAUCUUACAGCAUUGUGGAUAACAUCGACAAUUACAGUAACCAAGAUGCUGUCAAAGAAUUCUUGAUAUUAUUGAAAACAGGUUUUCUGCCAAAAUAUCAUAAAUUCUCCGUCUUCUACGAAAGGAUGAGGAAUGAAGCCGUCGCCAUGUUUUACAUCAUGUACUACGCUAAAGACUUCGAAACCUUCUACAAAACUGCGUCCUGGAUGAAAAUCAAGAUGAAUGAAGAACAGUUUUUAUAUGCCUACUAUAUCGCCGUGGUUCAAAGAGGAGACACUACCGGCAUCGUUCUUCCAGCUCCCUAUGAAAUCUACCCGCAGUUUUUCUUCAACAAGGAAGUAUUGCUAAGAAUGUACCGCACCAAAAUGCAGGGUGGUGUGUUCAAUGCUGAGGCUGCGGCCAAUUAUGGCAUUGUGAAAGAGAAAAAUUCAUAUGUGUACUAUGCUAAUUACUCUAACGGCUUAACUUACCCAAACCAAGAGCAAAAGUUGUCAUACUUCACUGAAGAUAUCGGCUUGAACUCGUACUAUUUCUACUUCCACACACACAUGCCUUUCUGGUGGAAAAUUGAAAAACUAAGUAUCCUAAAGAAUCGCACUGGUGAAUUUUUCUUCUACUACUAUCAGCAACUUCUAGCAAGAUAUUAUUUGGAACGUCUUACAAACGGAUUAGGUGAAAUUCCUGAGUUUUCGUGGUACUCUAAAUUUGAAACUGGAUACUACCCACAAUUGACAGGAAACUUCUUGCCUUUCGCCCAGAGAAGUAACGAUUAUGAAAUACAUAAUGAAAAUACUUACGAUUACAUCCGCUUCCUUGAUACCUACGAGAAAACAUUUUCCCAAUUUCUUCAAAAAGCAGAAUUCAAAUCUCCUCAGAAUGAAUUAAACUUCAUUGGCAAUUAUUGGCAUAUGAACUCCAAUUUCAAGGACGAGAAAAUUAAUAAGGACCUGCAUCAGUAUUCUUAUGAAAUAAUUGCUCGUCACGUCCUUGGUGCUAGCCCCAAGCCAGUUGCCAAAUAUGAUUUUAUGCCUUCUGCUCUGGAUUUCUACCAGACUUCCAUGCGUGAUCCUGCCUUUUACCAGCUUUAUCAGAGAAUUAUUAACUACCUUAUUGAGUAUAAGGAGUAUCUCGAGCCUUAUGAUUACAGUGAUCUUCGAUUCGAGGGAGUUAAGAUUAAUGAUGUGAAAAUUACCGAGUUGGUCACUUACUUCGAUUAUUUUGACUUUAACGCUACGAAUGGUGUCUAUUUCAGUCAGGAUGAGCUAAAUUAUUAUCCAACUGCCUAUAUUAUUCGUCAACCUCGACUAAAUCAGAAACCGUUCACAGUAAAAAUUGAAGUCACUUCUACUGUACAGGUAGAUGCCGCCUUUAAGAUUUUCAUUGGACCCAAAUAUGACCCGACCGGAUACCCAACUAACAUUGAAGAAAGCUGGAUGAAAUUCUAUGAAUUGGACUGGUUCUUGUAUAAACUCGAUGUUGGUGAGAACAAAAUAGAACGUAAUUCAAGCGAAUUUUUAUUCUUCAAAGAUGACUCUAUUCCCAUCAACGAAAUCUACCAGUGGUUAGAAAAGGGAAAGGUACCUUAUGACAUGUCUGUUCAGCCUGACAAUAUGCCCAGGAGAUUGAUGUUACCCAAGGGUAUUCCUGGUGGUUAUUCAUUUCAGUUGUUUGUGUUCAUCUACCCAUACAACAACCAAACGGGUGACAAUCCCUUCCAGAACUACAUAUUGGAUAAUAAGCCCUUUGGAUAUCCAUUCGACCGUCCUGUGCGUGAGGUUUACUAUGGACAACCCAACAUGUUUUACGAGGAAGUACAAAUCUACCACAAGGGUCCAUAUUUUUCUUAUGAGAUGAAUGUUCCUUCAUAUUUCCAAUCGCCACCAAUGCAGUAAAAAUAUAAUGACUAAAGUACUUAAAUUUAGACUAAUAACUACAAUUAAUAUUGCAAUGGAAUUAAAACUUUUUUAUAAUUA
This is a messenger RNA of Spodoptera frugiperda (fall armyworm), 3101 nucleotides long. RefSeq names its product arylphorin subunit beta-like. The transcript is spliced from 5 exons. NCBI's taxonomy places the organism in Eukaryota, Metazoa, Arthropoda, Insecta, Lepidoptera, Noctuidae. The record is from RefSeq and is a predicted model, not a curated record. Bases 915 to 3020 code for a protein of 701 amino acids.